This is a messenger RNA of Pristis pectinata (smalltooth sawfish), 4942 nucleotides long. RefSeq names its product N-acetylglucosaminidase, alpha (gene naglu). The transcript has 6 exons. Lineage: Eukaryota; Metazoa; Chordata; Chondrichthyes; Rhinopristiformes; Pristidae. The coding region runs from base 98 to 2350 and encodes 750 amino acids. The record is from RefSeq and is a predicted model, not a curated record.
GUGUGAUUGGCGUAAUUGCAGUUUAUCAGCGGAGGGAGCUGGAGAGUAGACGUGUAUGAUUGGUUGAGCAGCUGUCCGUCAGCAGUGGCGGCUCAUCAUGGUGUCUCUCGGCUUGUUGGCCCUGAUCCUGAUCCCCUCUGGCUUCGCCGAGGUUCAUUUCUCCACCCUGACGCACCUAUGGCCGGCCGUGAGUGACGAGGUGCAGACCGAGGCCGCGCAGGAGCUGUGCCGUCGGCUGCUCGGGCCCCGAGCCGGCGAUUUCGUGCUGACGGUGAAUCGGCGGCUGGCGGGAGCCGAGGCCCAGGCCCAGACCUUCGAGUUGAGCUCGCUGCCCGAUGGCCGGGUCUGGGUGGUGGGCAGCACGGGUGUGGCGGCAGCCAGUGGACUCUACUGGUACCUGCGCGCCUUCUGUGGCUGCCACGUUUCGUGGUCUGGGCGGCAGCUCAGCUUACCCACUCCACUGCCCCGGCUCCCCCGACUGCUGAAGAUCACCGCGCCCGACAGGUUGCGUUACUAUCAGAAUGUUUGCACGUAUAGCUAUUCAUUUGUUUGGUGGAACUGGGAGCGAUGGGAGAAAGAGAUUGACUGGAUGGCAUUGAGUGGCAUUAAUCUCGCUUUGGCAUUUACUGGUCAAGAAGCCAUAUGGCAAAGAGUAUACCUUUCACUUGGACUCACUCAAGCUGAAAUUAACAACUUUUCUGUUGGGCCUGCAUUUCUUGCGUGGGCACGUAUGGGUAAUAUGCACAGCUGGGCAGGGCCAUUGCCAAAUUCCUGGAAUAAAAAUCAGUUGAAUCUACAGCACCAGAUUCUUCAGCGAAUGAGAUCUUUGGGCAUGUUGCCAGUCCUUCCUGCCUUUGCUGGAUUUGUUCCUGCUGCCUUCACCAGAUUGUUUCCAAAAGAAAACGUCACAAGGCUAGGGAACUGGGGGCACUUGAACUGUUCUUAUUCUUGCUCCUAUCUGCUGGAUUCUGCGUCGCCCUUUUUUCAACAAAUAGGCAAGAUGUUUCUGUUGGAGCUAAUUAAGGAAUUUGGUACCAACCAUAUUUACAGUGCAGAUACAUUCAAUGAAAUGAUACCAAGCUCAUCAGACCCUAAAUAUUUAUCUUCUGUCAGCAAUGCAGUCUUCAAGGCAAUGACACAAGUGGACCAUUCGGCAAUUUGGCUCAUGCAAGGAUGGCUUUUUCUGACAGCACCUUCGUUUUGGAGGCCAACCCAGGUGAAGGCCUUGUUGCAUGGAGUGCCUUUGGGGCGGAUGAUUAUUCUGGAUUUAUUUGCUGACGGCAAGCCGGCUUAUUCACUUACAGAAUCUUUCUAUGGACAACCUUUCAUAUGGUGCAUGUUGCACAAUUUUGGCGGCAACACAGGAAUGUAUGGAACAGUGGAAACUAUCAAUAGAGGUCCUUUUGAAGCAAGGGCUUUUCCAAAUUCCACCAUGGUGGGAACUGGAAUAACACCAGAAGGUAUUGAACAAAAUGAUGUUGUGUAUGAACUAAUGAAUGAAAUUGGCUGGUGCAAAGAGCCAUUAAAUCUCACAAAGUGGGUAAUGUCAUAUGCACAGAGACGGUAUGGAAAGAAAAAUGAUGCCGCGGUAGCUGCCUGGCUGCUGCUGUUCCGAAGUGUCUACAAUAACACUUUCUAUUCGCAAGGCCACAAUAGAAGUCCAUUAGUUCACAAACCCUCUUUGAAGUUGCAUACAACCUUAUGGUACAACAAAAGUGAUGUUUAUGAAGCAUGGAAUCAAAUGCAAAUGGCUGUUUCUGAACUGAACUCCAGUGAAACCUUCAGAUAUGACCUUGUUGAUGUUACAAGACAGUCAGUUCAACUUUUAGCUUCAGAAUUUUAUGAAGACCUCAAGAAAGCAUUUCUGCAAUAUUCUAUUGUGGGGCUACAGACUUUGGGAAAUGCCUUGAUUCAUAACCUACUCCCUGAUCUUGAUGACCUCUUGUCCAGUGACAGGCACUUUUUAUUGGGCCAUUGGUUAGAAACAGCUAGAUCUUUAGCUGCAACUGAAAAAGAAGCAAACCUCUACGAAUUCAAUGCUCGUAGUCAAAUUACUCUUUGGGGACCAAAUGGGAAUCUUUUGGAUUAUGCCAACAAGCAGUGGGGUGGUUUGGUUAAUGGCUAUUAUGCACCACGUUGGGAACUCUUUAUAUCAUCACUGAUCGGAUGUCUCGAAAUGAGAAUUCCAUUCAUUCAAGCCCAUUUUGACCAAAUGGUCUUUAAAGUUGAACAAAACUUUAUCAUAAAUAAAGUGAAAUAUCCAGAUAAACCAGUAGGAAAUACCAUUGAGAUCGCAAAAAAAAUAUUUCUGAAAUAUUAUUCCAAAGCAAUGAAAAGAAAUAAUUCAUGACAAAUCCAAUUUUGAUCACAAUAAUGUUUGGUAAGCAUUAACAAGAGUGAUCUCUUUGCUUGGCUGUAAUGUGAUCUUUUGGGUAUACAGUGCAACCUCCAUAACAUGGAUGUCAGAGGGCAACAUUAAUAUCCAUGUCACAAGCUGUGUGUAUUAUAAAUGAAAUUAAUAUGAACUCAAUUUUGGAAUCUUCAUUCUUCAAAGAUUAGCACCUCAGUUCCAUUUCCAUGACAUGGCUCCAUGUCCCAUGCACAUUCUCUUGCACCAGAUUCCCAGGCUCUUUCCAGAAGCUAUUGCUCCCUGCUGAGUACUGUCAUUGUCAGAGGGACUUUCUCAAACAAAGGCUUGUUACAUGGUGCUAGGAUCAUUAUUGCCUCCCUGGAAUAAGUGAGUCACAGCUGAGCACAAGGGACAGGCUGAGUAUAUUGGAACGAUAACAUCCCAUGUAACUGCACAGGGCAGAAGGUAAGAUGCAAACAUUGACUCUCAUUGGAGGAUAGGUCCCAUGGAAACUGAUUUUCAUCAGGGGAUAGUUCCUCUCACUGACUCUCAGUAGGCAAUGAAUCUGCAGACAUUGACACACUGGGACACAGAUCCCGCAGACACUGAUUUUUUUUUACGUGUUUUUACAAUUCAUUUGCUUCAACUCUGCACGGUCAUUUAAUCCAUGGAUUUCUCUUUUUAAAUCUAAUAGAGAACCCAACAAAAUGUACAGAAUAGUCCUUGUCCACCAUAUUGCAGUGAAUUAAUCAAUCUUAGGGAACAAGGCAGUACCCAAAAUAAAUUUGUAAGCAUCAUAUAUGGAGAUUGCACUGUACUUAAAAUUAAAAAUUGUCAGCUAAAUGCCACAAACAUCAACCUUAAGAAAUAAGAAUUCAACUUAAUUUUCCAAGAAUUUAGCUUUUUGGUUAACUUUUUUUUAACCAUCUGGGAAAACUCAGCAUAUUCACUUUCUUGAUUGGCCAUGCUGCUUGAUUAGUGACUCAGAUCAAUCAUCUCCAGUAUGGGUCUGGUAGAUGGAGUCUAACUCAUUAACAGUUGAUAACACAUUGCAUUCUUUUUAACCUACUUUAUCUAAGAAAUUAUCUAACUAAUUAUCCAAAAGAUGAUGGAGAAAGCACAUUUCCUUUUCCUGUAGCUUUUCGAAAAGUGUACCACACAUCUAAUAGUAGUGUGAUGGUAUUGGUGGUGAGAAUAAAAUUUGGUUUAGAGCACAAUACACAAUCCUUUGACAAUAUGCAGCUGACCUUGUGUUUCCUUCUGGCUUGCCUUUGACAUCAGGCAUUGGAUGAGAAUGUACAAGGCAUGGUUAGUAAGUUUGCAGAUGAUGCUAAAAUAGGUGGUGUCGUGGAUAGUGAAGAUGUUUAUCAAAAGUUACAGGGGAAUCUUGAUCAGCUAGGUAAGUGGACUGAGGAACGGUCAGUGGUGUUCAAUCCAGGUAAGUGCAUGUUGUUGCAUUUUGGGAAGUCAAACCAGGUAGGACUUUCACAGUGAAUGAUAGGGUCUUGGGGAGCAUUGGAGAACAGAAGGACCGAGGAGUACAAGUACAUAGUUCCCUAAAGCUGGUGCCACAGGUGGACAGGGUAGUGAAGAAGGCAUUUGGCACACUGGCCUUCAGUCAGGGCACUGAGUAUCGGGGGGGGGGGGGUGGCUGGUUGGGAUGUUAUGUUGCAGUUGUAGAAGACAUUGGUGAGGCCACACCUGCAGUAUUGUGUACAGUUUUGGAUACCCUGCUAUAGGCACAAUGUCCUUAAGCUGGAAAGAGUGCAAAGAAGAUUUAUGAGAGUAUUGCCAAGGCUCGAGGGCCUGAGUUGUCGGUAAAGGUUGGGCAGGCUAGGACUUUAUUCCUUGGAUUGUGUGAGAUUAAAGGGUGACCUUAUGGAAGUGUAUAAAAUCAAGGGACAUAGGGUGAAUGCACAGUGUUUUUCCUAGGGAAGGGGAAUCAAAAAUAGAGGGCAUAGGUUUAAGAUGAGAGGGUAAAGGUUUAAAAGGGACCUUUGGGGGCAACUUCUUCUUGCAGAGGGUGGUCCAUGUGAGGAACAAGCUGCCAGACAAAGUGGUUGAGGCAGGUACAAAAACAACAUUUAAGGCAUUUUCACAGGUACAUGGAUAGGAAAGGUUUGGAGGGAUAUGGGCCAAACGUGGGCAAAUGGGACUAGCUUAGAUGGGCAUCUUGGUUGGCAUGGACCAGUUGGGCUGAAGGGCCUGUGCUGUAUGACUCACUGCCAUACUUAUUGUAUCUCAAUCUUUGCAUCCACAAAAUCUUCACAUAGAUCAAUACAAUAAACGUGUCUAACUCACUUAGAAAGGUAAUCCUUGUUUACUAUUUUUAAAUGUGCCGCUCUAACUGUUAAAAGCUAAAGUACACUCUGAAUUAUAUCCUGAGUGACCUUCAUUGAUCCAGUGUGAUAUUGCUGGCUUAACUAAUGUCACAUUAAUGCCUCGUGCAUGCUAGCUAAGCACUCUUUUAAAAAAGUGAUGAUUUAUUUUGAAAGAAAUUAAGAUGUUUUUAAAUAAUGCCUGUCUUGCCCUUUUCAGAACUACAGCCAAUAAAAUACUUGGAAUGUACUCACUGUUGUAGUAUAGAAAAUA